AUGUCUGACAAACCCGAUAUGGCUGAGAUUGAGAAAUUCAAUAAGUCGAAAUUGAAGAACACAGAAACUCAAGAGAAAAAUCCACUGCCUUCAAAAGAAACGAUUGAACAGGAGAAGCAAGCAGGCGAAUCGUAAUGAGGCAUGCGCCGCCAAUAUGCACUGUACAUUCCACAAGCAUUGCCUUCUUAUUUUACUUCUUUUAGCUGUUUAACUUUGUAAGAUGCAAAGUGGUUGGAUAAGUUCAAGUGACUGUGCUACCCCUUUUCACAUCAAAGAAUCGAGAACU
Messenger RNA from Zalophus californianus (California sea lion), 286 nucleotides. RefSeq names its product thymosin beta-4-like. Gene Ontology annotation, cellular component: cytoplasm. Gene Ontology annotation, biological process: regulation of cell migration; actin filament organization. Bases 1 to 135 code for a protein of 44 amino acids. The record is from RefSeq and is a predicted model, not a curated record. NCBI's taxonomy places the organism in Eukaryota, Metazoa, Chordata, Mammalia, Carnivora, Otariidae. Gene Ontology annotation, molecular function: actin monomer binding. The transcript has a single exon.